Messenger RNA from Rhipicephalus microplus (southern cattle tick), 2740 nucleotides. RefSeq names its product thimet oligopeptidase. Gene Ontology annotation, cellular component: mitochondrial intermembrane space. The record is from RefSeq and is a predicted model, not a curated record. Gene Ontology annotation, molecular function: metalloendopeptidase activity. Lineage: Eukaryota; Metazoa; Arthropoda; Arachnida; Ixodida; Ixodidae. Gene Ontology annotation, biological process: proteolysis; peptide metabolic process.
CGCACGACCCCAAAAGCAGCGCCAACAGCUUUGUUGGUUCGCCGACCGGUGUUUCUGCUAUCUCACCUCCUGUCGCGACUUUGCGCAUCCGCCGUUUCGUCCAUCGCCGUCGCGCGGCUUUCGAUCAGGGUUUCGAAAGCGUCGUCGCAAAGCAUACGAGGAGGAAAAGGAAAAGCACAUAUGCUCGUUGCUCUCGCAGGGAUCGCCAGACUCACGAGCAGAGUCGGAGCAUCGGCGUCGCACUUCGCCGGCUUAUCUGGUGCGAGAAGAGCUUGUUUGACCGCGGUCUUAUCCGGACUUCGACCACAGCAGGCGAUCCUAUCGGCCAGGUGCUACUGCUGAGUCGUCGUCGCUAGCCUUGAACGUCGCUCGAAGUCGUCGCUCGGAACCAAACGCCUUCAGUAUGGACGCGGAGAAAGGCACCGCCCCCGGAAUUCUCAGGGCAUGGGACUUCGACAUUUCUCCCGAAGACCUGCACAUCAGGGCGUCCAAGAUCAUGGACGAGUGCCGCAAGAUCUGCGAGAAGGUCGGCGCACUGCAGGGCGACGAGAUCACCUUCGAGUCCGUGCUUGGGGAAAUCGCUGAGGGCCAGCGUAUAUUUGCCAAUGAGAGGCUCUACCUCGACCUGCCCAUGUAUGUUUCAGCUAAGAAGGAACUCCGGGACGCCAGUGCCGAAGUGUCGAGCAAGCUCAAUGAGUUUGAAAUUGAGAUCGACAUGCGGACCGACAUCUUUCAGAAGCUGCUGGUGCUGGAGAAGAAGGACACCAGCUGCCUUUCGCCCGAAAGGAAGCGUUUCCUCGACAGGCUCAUUAAGCUCCGCAAACGAGACGGUCUCCACCUGGAUGCAGAAGUGCAGAAAAAGGUGAAGCAACUGAAGAACGACAUCAGCGAGCUCGAGGUGAAGUACAACAAGAAUUGCAACGAGGAAAACACGGUGCUCGAGUUCACCGACGAGCAGCUUAAGGGCAUGCCCGAGGACUUCAUCAAGAGCCUCGAGAUGGUUGAGUCUGGCAAACGCAAGGUGACGCUGAAGCACCCGCACGUGAUGCCCAUCAUGAAAAUGGCCGCUGACCCAGAGACUCGCAAGAAGGUCAACUUUGCUUGCGAAUCCAGGUGCGUUACGGAGAACAUACCCCUGCUUGAGAAGGCCAUAUCUCUGAGAGACCAGAAAGCCCAAAUACUCCACUAUCCUACUCACGCAGACUACAUCACCGAGCUGCUGAUGGCGCGUUCGGCCGCCAACGUGAAGCGCUUCCUCACUGAACUGGCCGACAAGCUGCAGCCACUGUGGGCGAAGGAAAAGAAAGUUCUGCUCGAGCUGAAAGAGGAAGAGUGCAAACGCCAGGGGAUCCCCUUCGAUGGUGAGCUUCACUGCUGGGACGUGGCCUUCUACAAGAAUCUGGUGGAAGAGCGACACUACAAGGUGGACCAGGAGAAGCUGCGGGCGUACUUUCCCUUGGACGUUGUCAUGAAGGGCUUGUUUGGCAUAUACGAGCUUCUUUUGAGGCUGAAGUUUGAAGAGAUAGACAAACCUGCCCUAUGGCAUCCUGAGGUUCGCAUGUUCAAGGUGACCGACAGUGAGACCAAGGAGCUUCUCGGCUACUUUUUCAUGGACCUGUUCCCGCGAGAGGGCAAGUACAGCCACUUCUGCAACAUUCCACUGCAGGCAACUUGUCGCAAGCCAGAUGGCACUAGGCAAAUUGGUGUCGUGGCCGUUGUGUGCAACUUCCCGAAACCCACAGCGGACAAGCCAUCUCUGCUGACGCACAGUGAUGUGGAGACAUUCUUCCACGAGUUUGGUCACACCAUGCACCAUCUUUGCAGUCAGACUGAGCUAGUCAUGUUUGAGGGCACGACAGUGGAGCGCGAUUUCCUGGAGUGUCCGUCUCAGAUGCUGGAGAACUGGUGCUGGGACAUGGAGAGCCUGGGCCGCAUGUCCAAGCACUACAGCUCGGGUGAGCCGCUUCCCAAGGAGUUGGCCGACCCGCUGAUUGCCUCGCGGCUCGCCAAUGUGGGCCAGUUCAACCUGCGCCAGAUCACCCUGGCCUUGUUCGAUUUGGAACUACAUGUCAAACCGGAGGCAGAGACGGCCAAGCUGUUUGCAGAGAUCCAGGAAAAACUUCUCGGCUACAAGCCGCAGCCGGGGACCAACUUUGCUGCUAACUUCUCCCAUCUGAUGGGUGGAUAUGACUCCCGCUACUACGGCUACUUGUGGAGUCAAGUGUUCAGCAUGGACUUGUUUGACACGCGCUUCAAGAAAGAGGGCAUCCUGAACCCCAAGACCGGCAUGGACUAUCGAAGACAGAUCCUUGAGACUGGCUCGACAAAGGACGCCGAAGUCAUGCUGCGAAACUUCCUGGGCCGAGAUCCCCGAAUGGAUGCCUUCCUUGCGAGCAAGGGUCUCGCACCUCCAAGCUGAUGUCAUUUCUCAUUUCCGUUGGAAUGUUCUCCCAGCAUACUCGCUCCUCGCGGUGGCCUUCUUUUUUCUGUAACUUUCUAAAAGCUCGGACCGUACCCUCCACCUCAUCGGGAGUUUUCCGAUAGAUCUGUAUUGCUUGUCGACGAAGAAACCAGUGUGCUUUGCUUCUUCUUACGUGCCAUGAUGGCGUACGUCUUUGACGGGCAACGUGAAACCAGGACAGAGUCGUGACUUGGCGUCACGCGAUAAGCCUUUUCUUUUUUUUACUCAUUUUUUUUUACUCUGUGUGUUCAAGUAAAAGACUUGAAACAUUGUGGUAUA